GUUGUUUAUAUAUAAGUACCGCCCGCUGUGUACUGCACAGUGCUGUAGUGGCGGCAGUGACACACGCCCGCGCAGCGCGACACUGAGAUACUAGCUGAUCACAAUAUGGAGAGGCAGCCAGCGCUCCCGUCGACGUCGGUGCCGGGGCUGGGGUUCAAGAACGCGGCGACCGCGGUGCGUACACUGCGCGCGCUGCACGGCAGGGACCCUUCGUACCAGAAAAUGGUACUCUCGUACUUCAAAAAUUUAGCUAGAAGGGUGCUCAGAUUUACACGAAAAGAGAGAAAGAUAUCCAAUAUAAAGGCAGCGGUGACCAUCUUCGACAAGUUCCUCGGAGACUUCAACUCGCGCCGCGUCAUCAAACAGAACAACCCGUACCUUCACCUCGGCACACUCAGGAAAGUGGAGGAACUAGCGGGAGAUAACAUUACUGAACAACAGAAAGCGUUUAUAGCGGCGUACAGCAGCGUGCGCGGUGAGUACAGGCGACUGCGGAACGUGCGCGCGCCAGGUGAAGACACUACCUGGGACAUCGUCAGGAACAGAGAGCUCAAGACGCUCAAGAGGAAGCUCGCCCACGAGGAACUCUUCGAUGAUGAUGGAAAGCCUACUGAGGAACACUUAGAGAUGUUACUCUGGGCAUACUCCCCCGACCGUAGGGGACUGUGGUGGUACUUCUACACGCCCAGAGAGGAGAAGGAGAGGGAGAUGGACAGAUGGAGGAAUAGCGACGAGGGUGACAGAAAGAGACGGCGCAGCAAAAGGAUCAAGAAAAACAAGAAGUUAUCCAAUAUGAAGGAAGCGAUAGCGAACGUCGAGCGGUCCCUGCUGGAGCUCAAGGCGCAGAGUUUGAGCAAGCAGGACCCGCACCUGUCGCUCGAUACAGUCAGGAAGGCGGAGGAACUGGCGGGGGACAACAUUACGGAACUGCAGAGAUCGUUCAUAGCGGCGUACAGCGGCGUGUCGGGCGAGUACAAGCGACUGCGCAGCGUGCGCGCGCAGGCCGGGGACUCCACCUGGGACGUCGUCAGGAACAGGGAGCUUCAGACGCUCAAGGAGAAGCACGCAGGCGCGAAACUGUUUUCUGAUGAUGGCAGGCCCACAGCAGAACACAUAGAAAUGUUACUCUGGGCGUACUCUCCCAAAUCUAAUAAACGAGUUGCGAAGAGAUUGCAAAGCCUCUUCGAGACCAUACAAGAGCGAGAGAAGGAGAGAGAGAAUAAGAACGGCAAGUGUGACAAGAAUGGGCAAAGUAACACAAAUGAUAAAAGGCACAAGAUUGACAAGAAUGCCAAGAGUAGGAGAAAGAGACAGAAUAGCAACAACAACGACGAGAGUGGUAGACUACUACGACGCAGCAAGAGGGUUAGAAAAUAAUUAU
Molecule: messenger RNA, 1381 nt
Organism: Spodoptera litura
Lineage: Eukaryota; Metazoa; Arthropoda; Insecta; Lepidoptera; Noctuidae
Source: RefSeq, a predicted model, not a curated record